This is a messenger RNA of Cyphellophora attinorum, 453 nucleotides long. RefSeq lists its product as uncharacterized. The coding region runs from base 1 to 453 and encodes 150 amino acids. The record is from RefSeq and is a predicted model, not a curated record. Lineage: Eukaryota; Fungi; Ascomycota; Eurotiomycetes; Chaetothyriales; Cyphellophoraceae. The transcript is spliced from 2 exons.
AUGUCGGGCAUCACUUCCUACGCAUAUCCUGGUGUCGGUAUCUUCGUAAGGGAGCAUUUUUGGUACAGCCAGGCGAACCGCCACGGUGAUUACGUUACUUGCGCCGGCCAAGGUGGAUGGAAGCCCGACACCCAAGACCCAGGCGCAGCAAUCGCAGACGAAACAUUGAUCCCCAAGGACGUUGGCGAGGAGAUCGACCAAGCCUUUGCUAAUGUGCAACAUGCUCUCGAGCACGCCGGUAGUAAAGGCUGGUCACAGGUAUACAAGGUCCUUACUUUGAGCACGAGUAUCCCGGAGCAGCACGAACACAUUGUGCGGAACCUGAAAAAGUGGCAACCGGACGAGAAGAGAGCGACAUGGACAGAAGUUGGCGUGGCCCAUCUUGGACUUCCGACUAUGCGGUUCGAGAUUGAGGUUGAAGCGUAUGAUCCUGAGGGUGCGAAGAGAGCUUGA